Puccinia graminis f. sp. tritici CRL 75-36-700-3 is the source of this 1569-nucleotide messenger RNA. RefSeq lists its product as uncharacterized. The transcript is spliced from 4 exons. The record is from RefSeq and is a predicted model, not a curated record. Lineage: Eukaryota; Fungi; Basidiomycota; Pucciniomycetes; Pucciniales; Pucciniaceae. Bases 97 to 1569 code for a protein of 490 amino acids.
CUUUGGCAUCCACUUUCAGGACAUAACCGCAUAAAGCGCUGAACUUGCGGCAUUCUGCUUGCGGGAGAUCCACAGCUCAUUAAACGUUCAAACAACAUGGUGGUCCUAUCGAAGGGUUUGCUUCUCUGCCUCGUUUGGCACGUAACAGGCCCGAAUCUAUUUGCACUAUCUACUCUGGUUCACGAGGCCGAAGAGUCCAUCGUUUUUGUCCUUUGUGAUCCUCUUUACUUACUCAAAGUUACAUUGAUGUCUAUAUCGGUGUCAGGCAGACCACCGGUGGUUCUGAACGACCAAAAUGCAUACCGGCUGACCUUGUUAGACGAAAAUGAGCUUGAUCAACACUAUCCAAGUGAAUACGGUAGUAUUCCACAAGAACAGGCUGAAAGGAAAGCUGAGAUUGAAUCGAUGAAAAAUGAACACGAGAAAAUUGAGAAACGCAUCAAGCAGCUCAAGGCGUUACCGGGGCAAACCUCUAAAGCUAAAGCCCUACUGAAAGAGCUUCAUAAAAAUCUCGAUAUUCCAAUGAAAGAAAGAUUCCUUCAGCUCAAAUUGACACCGACCCAAUCGCCGGGAACUAGUUUCAAUUUGGAAGCAGAUACGAACCAAUUGGAAAAUACUUGGAAUGUCUUACAGACACAGCUCAUUCGAACCGUAUACAGUAAGAAGCAUGUGAACCCCGCAGAAGCAGACUUCGUGCUUGAAUUUACGAAGUCCUUCUUUCUUUUGGGCGACUACAUCUACAAAUAUGGACUGCUGCCCGCACCGUUUAUCAAACAAAUCGAAAUCUUCCACGGACCCACUAUCUUCGACAUCAUUUCGCGCCACAUAAACUAUAUGUUUCGUGGAAAUCAGGGAAACUUUUUUGACCAUGCCGAGUCGGUGAUUCCUCAGCUAGAGUUUUUAAAAACUGCUCCGUCUGUAAAACAUUUCCACAGAACUAUAAAAGCCCUCCCUGAUUUGUACGAUAUGUAUGUCGUCCACUGGGCGCUGGUUUCAAUCAUGUUAAAUGCGAAAUCCCACUUCGCUACCCAGAGCGCCAGUGGCAGAUUUGAAGCUAUUCGCAGUGGAUUUGUCGAGGUUACGUUUUUGAAUCGAGCGCAGCACCUUUUAUCAGAAUUGAAGCAAAAUCCUAAUCUGAAUUAUAGGCUCGAAAGUGAAAGUAUUUCAGCAGUCAAUCUUAUAGGGGAUAUGGCCAACUAUUUUCAAAAACCGCCGGCGAACACACUCUCGAAUCAAAGGAGGCUGGAAUUUCAAAUAGUUUUUUACGCUUUGGAUUUCCUGGACCAGCAUUGCCAGCCGCUCGUGGAGGCAAUGGUACGAAGGGGAGACAUCAGGUCGCCUUUCCGCAAGCAGUUGAGAUAUAUGAGGGGCUACCUGAAAUUCUACCAGAACCAAUUUCACGAGCGGGCUGGUUCUGCCCGCGUUGAACAGGAUAUGACCUUUUUAGAAUUGUCCAAAGACGGCGCCAUCCGCGAUUGGAUCGAGAUAAUUCCCCUUGACUCGUUCGAACACAACAGGAGCCUCAGGCGAUCGCCUAAAUUUAGCCUCUGGAUGGGCCAGAAAAGCUAG